ACCACAACAAACAAAAAUAGAAAAAAGUCGUCCAAAAGACAUAACAGAGCAAUGGCGUAUAUAGCACCAACAAUGGGCGUCUCCCAAAUUUCAUCUUCCAUAUACAAGCUGGAACUCCCACUCAAGUCCCAGAAUCCAAAUUCCUUUUUCCUCAAAAGAACUAAGGUAACUCAUAAAAAAUUCAAUCUUGUUAAUAAAGCAAGCAGCAUCGAUGGGUCCACUCCAGCUCCAGGUCUUUACUCAGCCAAGCAAUUCGAGCUGACUCCUGAAAACGUGGAUUUGGUUCUUGAAGAUGUUCGCCCUUAUCUCAUUUCUGAUGGUGGAAACGUCGAUGUCGUUUCUGUCGAAGACGGCGUCGUUUCCCUCCAGCUUCAAGGAGCAUGCGAGAGUUGUCCUAGCUCAACAACCACAAUGAAGAUGGGGAUUGAAAGGGUACUCAAGGAAAAAUUUGGAGAAGCCAUCAAGGAUAUUCGCCAAGUAUAUGAUGAACGUGUAGUUGAAACCACCGUUGAGGCUGUGAAUGCUCACCUCGAUAUAUUAAGACCUGCCAUUAAGAAUUUUGGUGGCAGUGUGGAAGUUUUAUCUGUCGAGGAAGGCAAUUGCAAUGUGAAGUAUGUAGGGCCUGACUCUAUUGGAUCAGGAAUCAAAGCAGCAAUUAAAGAGAAGUUCCCAGAUAUUGUCAAUGUAGUGUUUACUGCCUAGCUUGCUGCGCGACAGGAUUUUGUGAAGUUCUUUUGACAUGUUUGAGGUUAGAAACCAACGCUAUUGUCUUUUAUGUAGGAGAGAUGAAUAGUCACAACCAUUUCGAGCAACUUAUUCACUAUGUAAAGAGAUAACCAAUAACGAAGUGGCCAAGUUUCUUACCGCCUUCACUAUUCUGUAUUGAUAUGACAAGAUUGUGAGAA
This is a messenger RNA of Nicotiana tabacum (common tobacco), 905 nucleotides long. Its product is annotated as nifU-like protein 1, chloroplastic. Gene Ontology annotation, molecular function: iron-sulfur cluster binding; iron ion binding. NCBI's taxonomy places the organism in Eukaryota, Viridiplantae, Streptophyta, Magnoliopsida, Solanales, Solanaceae. Gene Ontology annotation, cellular component: mitochondrion. The record is from RefSeq and is a predicted model, not a curated record. Gene Ontology annotation, biological process: iron-sulfur cluster assembly.